AUGCGUUUCGCCUCAAUCUGUUCUUUUAAUGUUCUGUUUGGGUUUUUCUUUUUAAGCCUGCUUAGAUUUAUAUAGUAGUGGGAUCCGUGCAUUCUCCAUUUCGUUCUCUAGCGUCGCUUUAUAGUAUCGCUUACUGACCAUCCUACAGACGGUUACCAACAACGAUCACGGGCUCUAGGUUUAAAGUACUUCAUCAGAGAUUCUCAGUAUCGCUUAACAAGAUGUCUCCCAGUCAGAAAAGCCAUUUCAAGUUACUGCAGAAAUUCAAACCCGACUACUCGCCAAGCGAGUUUGUUCAGUAUGAAUCUGAGAGGACUGGCAUGCGGGUCGUGGUCAUCGACCAGAAAGGCCCUAAGGUAACUGGGUAUUUCGUCCUUGCCACAGAGAUUCAUGAUGAUUCAGGAGCCCCUCAUACCUUGGAGCAUUUGUGCUUCAUGGGUUCUCGCAAUUACAGAUACAAGGGGUUUCUUGACAAGCUCGCCACGCGGGUUUACUCGAGUACUAAUGCCUGGACAGCUACAGACCAUACAGCCUACACGCUUGACACAGCGGGCUGGGAAGGAUUUGCACAAAUCCUCCCUGUAUACCUCGAGCAUGUAAUUGCCCCGACUUUAACAGACGAAGGCUGCUACACCGAAGUGCAUCACGUCGAUGGCACUGGAAAUGAUGCAGGUGUUGUCUAUUCGGAGAUGCAGGGGGUUCAGAAUAACGCCGCAGAGUUGAUAGACCUGACUGCUCGUCGUCUGACUUACCCGCAUGGUGUGGGCUUCCGUUAUGAGACCGGAGGUAUGAUGGAGCAGCUCCGCAUUCUCACGGCUGAGAGGAUCAGAGCAUUUCAUCGGGAGAUGUAUCAACCGAAGAACUUGUGUCUGAUCAUCACUGGCGAGGUCGAUCAUGCCAACAUGCUGGAAACUCUGGAUAAUUUCGAGAAUACCAUUCUAGACGUUAUUCCAAGCCCAGAUGCUCCAUUCAAACGACCAUGGGUAGACUCCAAGCAGGCUCCGCCAUUGGGAAAGACUUUCGUGGAGAAGGUGGAGUUUCCGGAAGAAGAUGAGUCUUUUGGAGAAAUUGAGAUCAGAUUUCUCGGACCGGAUUGCACAGAUCCUAUUCAAACUGGGGCCGUUAAUGUUGCACUUUUGUACCUUGCUGGAUCAUCCGCUUCGCUUUUAGACAACAUCCUUGUCGAGAAAGAACAACUGGCAAGCGCGGUCUACUAUGCCACUGAGGACCACCCUUCUCUUGAGAUUCGUUUCACUUUGACCAGUGUGGAAACGGACAAGUUGACUCAAGUGGAACAGCGCUUUUUUGACGUGUUGAAGGAUGCAAUGGAGAAAGAACUAGACAUGAAGUAUCUGAAAGAAUGCAUUGACCGGCAAAGACGGACCUGGAAAUUCUCUACUGAAAGCUCUGCUUCGUCUCUCGCCGAGUAUGUUAUUUCGGAUUUCCUUUUCGGAAAGAGAGAUGGCUCAACUCUUCUGGAUGUUGCGACUUUGAAAGAGUACGACGUACUCGAACAAUGGAGCGAGAAUGAAUGGCGAAACUUUAUCAAGAGAUGGAUCUCGGAUGCACCCCAUGUCACUAUUCUAGGCGUGCCAUCAACGAAGAUGUCUGAUACCCUGAAGAGGGAGGAAGAAGCUAGGGUGGCAGCGCAAAAGAAGCGUCUCGGGGAAGACGGCCUGAAGCAGCUGGCUCAAAAGCUCGAAAAAGCAAAGGCCGAGAAUGACAAGGAGAUUCCCAAGGAGCUGCUGGAGAAAUUCCGCAUUCCAGGGGUUGAAUCGAUCCAUUUCGUGGAAACCACCACGGCCAGAUCUGGUGCUGCCUUGAAGGCGGGACGCCCUGACCAUGCUGCCCAAAAGCUUGUAGAUGCCGAUGGCUCGGAAAUGCCGCUGUUUAUUCAUUUUGAGCAUAUUCCUAGCAACUUUGUCCAGCUUUCCCUUCUUAUCUCAGCCCAGUCUGUUCCGGUUCAACUUCGUCCUCUCCUGUCUGUGUAUACUGAGGCAUUCUUCAAUCUACCUGUUCAGCGUGAUGGAAAAACUAUCAACUUCGAGGAGGUUGUUGUUGAGCUAGAGAGAGACACGGUUGGAUAUUCUAUGGAAGGAGCCAGAAGCCUGGGAAACUCAGAGAUGUUGCGUAUCUCCUUCCAAGUCGAGUUGGAGAAGUAUAGUACGGCGAUUGCAUGGCUCCAGGAGCUCUCUUGGAGCUCAGUCUUCGACGUUGAGAGGCUUCGAGCAAUCACCAGUCGACUUCUGUCCGAUGUUCCCGAUUCGAAGCGCAGCGGUGAUGACAUGCUUGCGGCAGUGCACGUAAUGGUCCACUACGCAGCCGAGUCCAUUGUCCGGGCCCGAAGCACUCUAGUGAAGGCGCGCUAUCUGAAGCGUAUCAAGCGACAGUUGGCCGAGGAACCAGAAAUCGUUGUUGCCCGUAUGGAAGAGAUACGAAAGGCACUCUUCCAGUUUGAAAACAUGCGAGUCUUGGUCAUUGCUGAUCUUGAGAAACUCAAGAGUCCAGUCUCAGCCUGGAAACCGUUUGUUGAGCGGCUGGGUGCAAAUUCCACCCUACAGCCCAUCACAGCCAGAAGACCAUUAUUGAGUGACGCUGGUCAGAAACUGGGUGAGCGGUCAUAUGUGGUUCCUAUGCCGACUAUUGACUCGUCGUUCGCGUACGCGACCGCUCGGGGUCUUGAUUCAUAUAAUGACCCCCGCCUUCCUGCCCUCUUAGUGGCAAUCGCCUAUAUGAAUGCGGUUGAGGGUCCUCUCUGGGUUGCGGUCCGUGGCACUGGUCUGGCGUAUGGCACCAACUUCGCGUACAAUAUCGAUACCGGCUUUGUUAACUUCGAUGUGUACCGGUCUCCCAAUGCACACAAGGCCUUUGAGUCAAGCAAGCAGAUCGUCAAGAACCACCUGUCCGGUGCUGUUCCAUUUGAUCCUUUGAUGCUCGAAGGAUCGAUCAGCAGCAUAGUGGUCAGCUAUGCCAACGAGCAGGCGACCAUUGCUGGUGCAGCUCAGGGCAGUUUCACCCGCCAGGUGGUGCGAAACCUCCCCAGCGACUACAAGGAGAAGAUGCUCAAGCAGGUUCGGAACAUUAGUGUUGAGGAUAUCAAGGGCGCGCUGCGGGAUAUUAUUCUUCCUCUGUUUGAGCCUAAGACGGCUAACAUUGUUAUCACCUGUGCUACUGUCCUUGAGGAGACUAUCAAGGAGGGUCUCCAGUCGUCUGGGUUCACUCCCGUGGUGCAACCGCUCAAGGAAUUUGAGGACGACUACGGCCUGAAGGUCGGCGACGACGAGGACGAGGAAUCCGACGACGAAGAUGAAGAUGAUGAUGAAUAUGAAACGGGAUCAGAAGAUGACGAAGACGACGACGAAGAUGACGAGUGAACACUCUUUCCAUAAUGAGACGGCUAGGGAUAUUUUACGAUGACUGGAAUGGUAUUGGCACGACAAACCGCACAAAAUCGAUCACUAGACAAAGACAGACCGGCGACUGCAGUCAUAGAAAAGCCAUAGAGUCAGGAACUGUAUCUAUUGAUGUUUGCUUUUUGUUUAUCCCUGGGAAGAUCUACAAUCUGUU
Molecule: messenger RNA, 3567 nt
Organism: Aspergillus alliaceus
Lineage: Eukaryota; Fungi; Ascomycota; Eurotiomycetes; Eurotiales; Aspergillaceae
Product: putative zinc metalloprotease
Exons: 3
Coding region: 222-3374 (1050 amino acids)
Molecular function (GO): metal ion binding
Source: RefSeq, a predicted model, not a curated record